This is a messenger RNA of Tribolium castaneum (red flour beetle), 2563 nucleotides long. Its product is annotated as protein arginine N-methyltransferase 9. The transcript is spliced from 3 exons. The record is from RefSeq and is a predicted model, not a curated record. Gene Ontology annotation, molecular function: protein-arginine N-methyltransferase activity. NCBI's taxonomy places the organism in Eukaryota, Metazoa, Arthropoda, Insecta, Coleoptera, Tenebrionidae. Gene Ontology annotation, biological process: peptidyl-arginine methylation. Gene Ontology annotation, cellular component: nucleus. Bases 137 to 2320 code for a protein of 727 amino acids.
CAAAAUUGUUAGGUUAACAGCUGUCAUCAGUCAAACUGACGUUGGUUUAAAUCCCUCCGAAAGUGUUUUUUACCCUCAACAAAAAACGGUGUAAGAAGCUCCUGCACGUUAUUUGCCCGAUUUGUGUGAUUUUACGAUGGAUAUGGAUGAGCGUGUGCCCCGCAUUGGGGAAAUCCGGAUUAUGGUCCGGCCCGAGUACUAUCUCUCGAAGGCGCGGCAAGAGCUCGCCAACGGUAACAAAAUCGGGGCUAUCCAGCACUACAACAGCUACGUCGAGAACUUGCGCACCCCGCACGACAUGCCCCUCGUCGAGCAAAUCACUCUAACCAAGCUCGUGAUGAGUCUCAGUAACAACGUGAUUGAGCCAAGUCCCGAGGUCGAAAACGAGAUCCUCAAGUGUUACCUCACGAUGCUCAACAGUUUCCCGGCCAAUGCCAUUCUGUUGAACGCCUUCGGGGUCUACUUUUUCGCCCAAGGGGAGUACACCGUAGCUAGACAUUACUUGCAGAAGGCGGCAAGUCUGGGUUACCUCCCGGCUGAGAAAAACUACCUGCACGUGAUCUGGCAUUUGAUACCGCGCUGGCACUUCCGCAUGUUAAAUGACCGGAAGCGGAACGAAUUUUUCCGAGAUGCCAUUCAUCGGGCCAUUGAUGCGGGGUUUAAGGACGUGUAUGAUAUCGGGUGCGGUUGCGGCAUUUUGACCCUAAUUGCGGCAACGUAUCGCAAAGACGUUCGAGUCACUAGUAUUGAAGAGAACAAAAUCUUGUACGAUUUAACCGAUACUUUGGUCAAAAAACGUAAUUUCAAUAUUCGCCUAGUUAACGGUAACUCUAACACGAUUACAACGCGCCCAGCGCCCUGUAAUUUGAUAGUAACGGAGAUUUUUGACGCGGGGGUUUUUGGGGAAGACUGUCUCAAGACCAUUCACCACGCACUUGAAUACUUCGUUGAUAAAAAGUUCAGAAUCAUUCCGGCAAGUGCCAAGCUCUAUGUCACCGCCUUCGAGAGUCGGGAACUCACCCGGAAGUUCCGCUACACCGAGUCUCUGAAGGAGCUCAAGCUUGAGAACAUUUGCCUGGUUGAGGUCGAUCCCGAGCCGUAUGACGCCGAGUACUUGACCAAAAAACCGGUCAAGUUUUUGUCGGAUACUAAGGCGUUCCUCGAAGUUAAAUUCUACAAUAAGGCGCAAUUGAACGAUUUAUUAACACCUGAUAGCGACUGCAUCGGCGAAAUUGAGUUGGUUUGUUCCGAAAAGGGCACAAUUCACGCAUUGGCCGUUUGGUUUGAUCUCCGGCUAGACGCAGAAAUCACGAUUACGACAAACCCGUUCAUUCCCUCAAACACCAAGUGCUGGGAGCAGGCCAUUGUCCACCUGGACCACCCGAUCGAAGUCGCCGCGGGUGACACUCUCCGGCUGAAACCGCGCAUUGUCGAGGGCCAGAUACAUUUCGAUGUUUUGAACCACGAAAACACGUGUGAAAAAUGCUUUGAAGUCAGUAGAGAAGUAAUAUCGUUUCUUAACGACACUAAACUAGUCCAGAGUGUGAUCAAGGCUGCUGAUAGUUACGAACAUUGCGAUCUCAGGAUUAUAGAUUUCAAUGUUUUUCCCUUGUUUGGGUUUUUGAUGGCGAAAAAAGGGGCGACGGUCUAUCAUGUCUACAACGAUGAGAGCGACUUGACUUUGUUCAAUCAUAUCGUGAAUCUGAACGAGUUGCCGGUUCAAAGAUUUAUUUUUAUUUACUAUCGGGCCGUUGAGGAUUAUUUGGUGUUUUUGGAGCCGCCCCAUUUAGUUUUCUACGAGUUGGUCAAACCGGACGGGUCCUGGAGCAGGCCCGAGUAUUCGCUUGAAAUGGAAGCUAAGCUAACUUGUGCCUAUUUGCCGCAGAAGGUUUUUCUACACGCACAACUCAUCAGCUCGGAUUAUUUGACCCUUUGUAAUAAAGUCGAUGACAAGAAGGCGCUCAAUUUCAAGAUUGCCGAUCUAAUCAACGCCUACUCGGGCAACGAACAUCCCAACCUUGAGACGCUUGAACACAAGAAGCACUCAUCUGUUGUCACUUUCGACAUCAGCGAUUUGUACAGGUAUGACUUCCACAUGGAAGCGGAUAUAAUCAAGAGUGGCUCCUGCAAUGGAAUUCUCUACUGGUUUGAUAUCCAGUUCACUGCUGAUCCAAGUAACGUGUUCAACACUUUGACCAGCACCCAUUACGACAGGUCCUGCACCCUCCUCAUCGAUAAACCCAAAGUAGUCAAAGCCGGUGAAAAAGUAAUGAUCCACAUAAUGAGACUCGAGGGAUUUUUAAAACUGUAUUGUGAUUAAUUGUGUAAUGUAUUCGAAAACUGUGAUGUUUACUAUUAGGUGUGUUAAUUUGUUUCGCACUUUGCGACACUAAUUGUAAUAUUUUGUACUUGAAUUGUUUAAACAGGUCUCAGGGUAAAAGAAAAUGUAAAAAUUUGCAUAAUUUAUUAAAACCAUCAAUUGUCAUGUUUACUAAGAGACUAUCACAGUCUUUAUUGUGUAUAAAUGCCCCUAGAAUUAAUUAAACUUUACCCAACAUUACAA